AUGGCGUCUCAACAACCCAAUCCAACAGCUCCGGUGCUUCCCACUCCGAAUCCCACCCGAUCACCAUUGCCAUUGUCCUCAAGUCAGGAGUCUCAAGUGCGAGAGCUCUAUCACAAGCGUGUUCGUAUGAAGUGUGCCGAUGAAGUCAGAGACUUCGCCGCCUGCUGUACCGGCCGCACCUUCACCGCGACCAUCAUGUGUAGAACUCAGCAAAAGGCCAUGAACAGCUGCAUGAUGCGCUACGCCACGCAAGCGGAACAGGACGCUGCUCGAGCGGAGUGGUUUGCUACCAUCGAUGAACGUCGCGUCCAGCGGGAACAGAAGGAAGCCAAACGUGUCGAAGACGAAAAGUUCUGGCGAGAAUGGUGG
This is a messenger RNA of Dissoconium aciculare CBS 342.82, 369 nucleotides long. RefSeq lists its product as uncharacterized. The record is from RefSeq and is a predicted model, not a curated record. NCBI's taxonomy places the organism in Eukaryota, Fungi, Ascomycota, Dothideomycetes, Mycosphaerellales, Dissoconiaceae. The transcript is spliced from 2 exons. The annotation marks the transcript as partial. Gene Ontology annotation, cellular component: mitochondrion.